This is a messenger RNA of Iphiclides podalirius (scarce swallowtail), 345 nucleotides long. Lineage: Eukaryota; Metazoa; Arthropoda; Insecta; Lepidoptera; Papilionidae. The record is from the annotation of a GenBank genome assembly.
AUGUGGUCGCUCCUGACGCUUGCGUUCCUGGGCUCCGUGCCGCGGGCGCUCGCGGCCGGCUACUGCGCCACGAACACCUUCCCGACGAACACCACCUGGAUGCAGUUCACCAAGGAGCCCGUCUCCUUCGAGUACGGCUUCCAGAACAAGUUCAAGAGCAUACACUGCUGCGUGAAGGGAUACAGGAGCAUCGAGUGUCGUAACUAUCCCACUAUGGUUUCGCCGGGCGUGAUCUCGUCUGCACCUGCGCGAGGUAGCGGAGAUUCUUGGAAGCGGUCGCCAGUAUCCGCAUCGGCGAAACAUGCGCAUGCAACCUAUCAUUAUGUCGGCAUGUAUAAGUGCGUG